Messenger RNA from Phalaenopsis equestris, 4443 nucleotides. RefSeq lists its product as uncharacterized. Gene Ontology annotation, cellular component: extrinsic component of membrane. Lineage: Eukaryota; Viridiplantae; Streptophyta; Magnoliopsida; Asparagales; Orchidaceae. Bases 33 to 4295 code for a protein of 1420 amino acids. Gene Ontology annotation, biological process: protein targeting to vacuole; protein retention in Golgi apparatus. The record is from RefSeq and is a predicted model, not a curated record. The transcript is spliced from 26 exons.
AUCAUGGCAUUCCUGUCCAUUUCUUUUUAAGAAUGAGUCAGCUGGAUGUAUCAUUAACAGAGGUUUCAUUAGAUGCACUUCUAUAUUUAGUUGGUGAAUUUGAUUUAGCUGGCCCUUAUGCUGUACGACGGUUGGUAAUAUUUCCAAACAGCUGCAAGCUAGAAAAUUGUACGGAUCUUACUGUUACUUGUCAGUUUCCUAAAAACCAAACUGUGGUUCUUUCUCAGGGGCAGUUAUCUUCUUUUUUAUUGAGGUUUGCAUCGUCGCCUGAAGUGCUCCCUUUAAAUGAACGUUUUGUAUCUAUUUCUCUUUCUGAUAAUGAUGGAUUUUCAACUUCACCAAUCUCCAUUUCGCUUUCAAAUGCUUGCCUUUUUGCAUGGAGAACACAAAUACUUUCAUCUAAAGAUUCAAGAAUAUUUCCUGGACCCUUUGUUGUGGUUGAGGUUUUGCCAAAUAAUGAGGAAGGCUUGUCGAUAAUUAUUUCCCCAUUGCUUCGAAUACACAAUGAAAGCAAAUUCUGUAUGGAAUUGCGUUUCCAUCGACCAGAAGAAGCCAAAACAGAAUCUGCAUCUAUUUUGCUUGAGGAUGGGGAUUCAAUUGAUGCUUCAAGGGCUGCGUUUGAUGCAUUGGAUUGUUAUGGUGGUUCUAAGAGGACAUUAAUGUCUUUAUGUCUUGGGAAUUUCUUGCUUUCUUUGAGACCUCAAAUCACUGAUUGCACUGAAAAUAGUGAAGAAAACAUUUCUUUGCUCUGGUCUGAAGAAAUUAGAGGAGGAAGAGCAUUGCGUAUCUCUGGAAUAUUUGAUAAGCUAAAUUAUAGAUUCAGAAAGGCUUUAGGUGCUAGAUCUUCAAAAUCUUUCUUUAGUACAUUAUCUUGUCCUAUUACCAUGGAAGACCGGCACAUUUCUGAUCUGCAUUUUCUAAUACGUACCAUUGGAAGAGAUGUGCCAUUAAUGCAGCCUCAAAAUCUUGGAGAUCAAAAUCAGGCUCGUUCUUCACCAGCUGCUAUGCAUGUGCAAAAUGAAAUUUUCAUAUAUCCCACAGUUCAAGUCUAUAAUUUCUUGCAGUCUGAGAUAUCUGUCCUUUUAUCCGAUGAUUAUCCAGAUAUGUCUAUGUUGGAGAAUUUUGCCAAUUUUGGUAGGCAGGCUACCAUACCAUGUCAGUCGAGUGCAUAUUUCUAUGCAAAUCCAGCUAAUAUAUAUUUCAGAAUCACCUUAAAUGCAUUUAGCUCUACCUGCAGGCCCGUUAAUAGUGGUGCCUGGGUUAAGAAGUUGGAAAAAAGGCGGAAUGAUGUCCACUUUAUCGACAUAGAUUUAGAUUUUGCUGGUGGUGCAUAUUUUGCAGUCUUACGAUUGUCAUGUUCAGAUACGGGACUGUUGGAGGCAACUAUUUUUACAACAUACACACUUCAAAAUAGUUCCGAGCUUACUUUGUUUUGCUCUACUUCGAGCCAGAAACUUAGUCCAAGGGUGCAAAGUGAAACUGAAAUGCACUCGUCUGACAUUCCUCCUGAAUCGGGCUGUCUUUUACCCCCUAAGUCUAUGAAAUCAUGGUUUUUGAAGUCGAACAAGAUUUAUAUUAAAUGGUUGGAAGAGAGAACAACUACAAAAUUGAAAUUGCUUGAUCUAGAUAUUUUGACUGGCUUGACAGAGCUUUCACUGGAAGUUGUCGAUAGUGUUGGUAGUAAAGUUGCUAAGUUGGGGGUUUCACUCCAGCCUUGUGUCCAUAAAGUUUCUGUCCCGGCUCAACUGGUUUCCUUUGUAUCAAGAUUUAUAAUAGCAAAUGAAUCAAAGGAGUCUAUUGUGGUUCGACAAUGCUAUAUACAGGAUGAAUCCACUGGAGAUACAAUUGUGGAAACUAGGCAGAGAGUUUCACUGCAUUUAAGGAACAAUGCAAGCAAAAGAAGGGAAAGUAGUCUUUUUGAUUCUGUGUUUUCGAGACACGCUGAUAGGAAUGAGAAUAACCAAAUCUUUGUCCAAUUCUGCAUAAAAGAUGUUGGAUGUUCUAGUCAUAGCUGGUCAGGACCUAUUUGCAUUGCUUCAUUUGGUCGAUUUUUCUUGAAGUUCAAGGGGCGUUCUGUGAAUUAUUGUAGAUCAGCAAAUCUAAUUGAUUGUCAAGAAAACAAGCUAACACAGUAUGCUGUGGCCCAUAUUGUAGAAGAAUGUUCUAGUUUAAUCUUGUACUUCUAUAUGCCACCAGAUAUACCACUACCAUACCGGAUCGAUAAUCUUUUGCAAGGGGCAUCUAUAAAGUAUUAUCAAAAGGAUUUAGCUGAAUCAGAGAUCUUACCAUCUGGAGCCUCUGCAGAAUAUGCUUGGGAUGAUUUGAGUUUACCCCAUAAGCUAAUUGUUGAAAUUCUUGAUUUUAAUUUAAUGCGUGAAAUCAACAUCGACAAGGUUUGUAAAUGGAAGUCAUUCUUUAAGACGAGGCAACAUAAAAGGAUGCUACUGCGUUUGCCACUGAAUGAACAAUCAGAAAAUGAUAAGGGAACUAAUAAGGAGCCAUAUGGAAUAGAUAUCUUCAAAUUGGGCUUUGAAGUUUAUGCAGAUGGUUCAACCCGGGUUUUACGUUUUUGUGAGUCCACUAAAGGAGUGGAACAAACUGUUGCUCCGCCUUCUGCAAAUUUUCAACUCAGGCUUUCAUCCUUCGCAGUACACUUUCUUAAAAAUAAUAAACAGAGGGAAGAUGCUGGCUCAAAUGAUCUUCUAAAUUAUGCAACCAUUAUUGUGGCUAGGUUUGGAAAUGUUACUGUCGAUUCACUGACUAUCAAUCAUUGCAAAUAUAAUUAUUUGAAAGUUCAGUCAUUUUCUGUGGAUGAGAAAUGGCAUGGAGCCCCGUUUGCAUCAAUGGUGCGCAGAAGCCAACUACAUGAUUCUGGGAUGAAUAUGAACAUUCUUCAGAUAACAUUCAAUCUACAGUUGACCAACUCCAAAGUUAAGCAAGUUAAAUUUUUUUCUAUCAUUAUUCAGCCAAUUGAUGUGAAAAUUGAUGAGGAGACACUAAUGAAGCUUGUUCCAUUUUGGAGAUCCUCAAAUAGUAACUCUGAAGUGCCAAGUCGGCAGUUUUACUUUAAGCACUUUGAGAUUCAUCCAGUUAAGAUAACAGCAUCCUUUCUUCCUGGGAAUCAAUAUCCUGGUUAUAGCUCAGCUGAAGAAACGUUGAGGUCAUUUUUGCAUACUAUUCUAAAGGUGCCUUCGAUUAAAAAUGUUGUUUUGGAGCUAAAUGGAGUUUUACUUACCCAUGCUCUUGUAACUUCUCGUGAACUUCUCAUUAAAUGUGCACAACAUUAUUCGUGGUACCUGAUAAGAGCAAUAUACAUCACAAAAGGAAGCUCUUUACUUCCUCCAGCAUUUGCUUCGAUCUUUGAUGACACCGCAGCUUCUUCUCUUGAUGUAUUUUUUGACCCUUCAGAUGGUUCAAUUAGUUUACCUGGACUUACCGUAGGCAUGUUUAAGAUUAUUCACAAAUGUGUCAGUGCCAAGGGAUUCCAGGGGACAAAACGCUAUAUUGGGGAUCUUGGAAAAACAAUGAAAACUGCAGGUUCAAAUGUUCUUUUUGCUACUGUCACAGAAAUAUCAGACAAUGUUCUCAGAGGUGCUGAAACGAAUGGCUUCAAGGGUCUGGUUUCUGGUUUCCACCAAGGAAUUCUUAGACUAGCGAUGGAGCCUUCCUUGUUGGGAGCAGCUGUUAUGGAAGGUGGUCCAGAUAGGAGAAUCAAACUUGAUCGUAGUCCUGGUGUUGAUGAGCUAUAUGUCGAAGGGUAUUUGCAGGCUAUGUUGGAUGUGAUGUACAAACUAGAAUACCUUCGUGUGAGGGUUAUUGAUAAUGAGGUUCUGCUGAAAAACCUACCACCAAAUAGUUCCGUCAUCAAUGAAAUUAUGGAAAAUGUAAAGAGCUUUCUGGUUAGCAAGGCUUUGUUGAAGGGAAACGCCUCAACAUUUUCUAGCCCUCUGCGCCAUCUACGAAGUGAAAACGAUUGGAAGCUCGUUCCGACAGUGCUGACGCUCGGCGAGCAUCUCUUCGUUAGUUUCGCCAUUCGCAUGCUGCGGAAUCAAGCCAACAGGUUCAUAGCUGGCAUCAAAUGGAGAGGAGGAGAAGAGGCCAAAACUGAAGGUGAGAUAGCCCCAGAUGGGAAAGAGCUAAUGACUGGUAGGACAUGGGCUGUUGGUAGGUUCUUCCUCUCUGGCAUGAUUGCUUAUGUGGAUGGGAGGUUGUGUCGCCACAUACCCCAUCCAUUAGCAAGACGAAUUGUGAGCGGAUUCAUGCUCAGUUUUCUUGAUAGAAAUGAUGGGCAGUGAAUUUGUUCAAGUUGAAACUACUCUUCUACGGUGAUUACAUUACUCUCAAUGUACAAUAAUAGAUUUAAUUUUUAGCGGUAUUAUUUAGGGUGUAAUAUAUUAUGUAUAUAUAUUAUUUAAUGUUUGUUUUUUUUUUUUAAGGGACAUU